This is a messenger RNA of Wasmannia auropunctata (little fire ant), 7060 nucleotides long. It is a transcript of the gene brp, whose product is annotated as ELKS/Rab6-interacting/CAST family member 1. Gene Ontology annotation, cellular component: cytoskeleton of presynaptic active zone. The transcript has 17 exons. Gene Ontology annotation, biological process: neuromuscular synaptic transmission; maintenance of presynaptic active zone structure; regulation of synaptic plasticity. Gene Ontology annotation, molecular function: structural constituent of presynaptic active zone. The coding region runs from base 1171 to 6801 and encodes 1876 amino acids. Lineage: Eukaryota; Metazoa; Arthropoda; Insecta; Hymenoptera; Formicidae. The record is from RefSeq and is a predicted model, not a curated record.
UCUUUUUCUCUCUCUCUCCCCCUCGAUCUCUAUUCGCCCUCGCUCGAUGGGCUACGCCGCCGAAAGAAGGUCAAAGAUCGAUUCUCGGGCCGACGAGGGUCGUGACCUCGCCGUACGCCGCCGCCGAGUACGAAGUGACCCACGCGCGUAGUAGUACUAUCCGCUAUAGUAGUAGUACGCCGGCCAGAAGCGCGGAAGAGUUGUAUUCGGUGAGGAGGCGAGGGGUGGCGGUGUGACGGUGGGUGGAGAGAGGAUCGAUCGGGCGGAGGAUCAUCGUCGCGAUGCGAGGAUGAGGUUGAUCGACCGGCAGAGAAGGGACCGCGGAAUCGGUGGUGUCUCCGUUGAGAUCGACGAUACGCGGCAGCCAUCUCUCGCAUAGUAAGAACGAGGACCGAAACGAUCACGUCCUCGUCAAUGCACGUCGUUCGCGAACGCGCCAUCGCACGUAGAGUAGAAACGUCCGCGCGCAUCCCAGGACACGCCGUUAUCGUGUCCGCGAUUUGGCGUAAAAGAUCGCGAAGGCGCAAGGAGAUCGGAAACGUAUCGUCGACGUCGUCGUCGUCACCGUCGUCGUCGACCAUAGCCGGAUGCUGGAGCACGAAGUUGGAAACGAAGCGAAGAUCGAGUCGCCCAAAGAAAGGCGAUCGUCGAGAUUUUGGCGCGCGAAGCAUCACACAUCCAUCCUCCGACUGUUACCCUAACUGAAAGCUCGGAUAGACCGGACGGACGUCCUGCUGCGAUCGGACGGGGAAACGCUCGUUGAUCGAAUCAUCCGUCAAUCGGACAAUCGGGCUGAUAUGAGCGUGAAGACGCACGAGGGUGACGAGAGACUGGGGAACGGUCUGGGCAAGGCGUGACGAAGCGACUGCGGAAAUUUCGGGUUGUACGGGAUUCCCUUGGGAAAUCGGAGAACGCGCGAGCAUUGCCCGCUCGAAUCGUUAGGUCGAGAAAGAAAAAGACGCGUGGAUUUAUUAUAAUUGCACAGAGCGCGAUCGCGAAAGCGAGAGAAUCGGGCGAUUCUCUCGUAGAAGAGGAGGAGGACGACGACGAGCACAUCGACGGAGUACCGAAGAGACGCUGACGUGACGACAACACUGAUUCAAAACGUUCUCUCGCGGCUACGAGGAGGAGGAGGAGGUCCGACGGCUGCACGCCGAGGUUUCCCGUAGAAUGUCACGGGACCUUUACUCAAGCAGUGGCGUGAUCGGUCCCGGUGGUGGCACACGUUCGCCACGCAGCGGUCGUCGCGUGGGCGAGCUGCCGACCGUUGAUCGUAGCCCGUCGCGAAGUUAUGCCAGCGGUCGUGGCAGUCCGCUCGGUGGUCGUAAGCAACGGGGAACACGCAGCGGCAACAACUCACCGGAGCAUCUAGGCUACGGCGGCGGCUACCAUCACCAUCAGCUGGGCAGCCCGUACUACUCCCGCGACGAGGACCUCGGCAGUCCCGUGAUGCUCGAGGAGAGGGGCAGGAGUAUGUCGACCGGGGGCGGUGGGGGCGGACAUCACCGAUCCAGAAGCGCCUCGAGACCCGCCAUGUCCAGCUCGGCGGGCAUGGUAGCGCGUUACACCAGCCUCGAUCGUGCCUCCGCAGGCGUUCUCGACCAUGAUCGGGAAUUCAUGCCGAUACGCGAGCCGAGCCGCGAGCGUAGCCGCGAUCGCGGACUCUACCUGGAGGACGAGUUAUACGGCUCCAGGUCAGCGCGUCAGAGCCCGAAUCCGCACAUGCUGCGCGAUGGAGGCAUCUACAUCGGCGAGCUCCAGCAUCAGAACAACGAUCUGCAGCGCGAGCUCGGUAACCUGAAGAAGGAGCUCGAGUUGACGAACCAGAAGUUGGGCAGCUCGAUGCACAGUAUCAAGACCUUUUGGAGUCCGGAACUGAAGAAGGAGCGGGCGUUGCGCAAGGAGGAGAGCACCAAGUACAGCCUCAUCAACGAACAGCUCAAGAUGCUCAACUCGGAGAAUCAGAAACAAAGCAUUAUGGUCCGCCAACUGGAAGAGGAGCUCAGAAUGAGGAUGCGCGGGCCGAGCGUCGAGAUGCAGCAACAAAUGGAAGUUUUGUACAAUGAGAACGAGCAUCUGACUCGCGAAAUUGCCAUACUUCGUGAUACGAUAAAGGAGCUGGAAUUAAGAAUAGAAACACAAAAACAGACGCUACAGGCUCGUGAUGAGAGUAUCAAGAAGCUCCUCGAGAUGCUCCAGAACAAGGGGAUGGGAAAAGAGGAGGAAAGGAUCAUGUUCCAGCAGAUGCAGUCGAUGGCCCAGAAGCAGCUGGACGAGCUUCGGACGGAGGUACAGCGACGAGACCAGGAGCUGCUGGCGAUGUCGGCGAAAAUGAAGACGCUCGAGGAGCAACAUCAGGAUUAUCAGAGGCAUAUCGCCGUGCUCAAGGAGUCUCUCUGCGCCAAGGAGGAACAUUAUAAUAUGCUGCAGGCAGAUGUCGAGGAGAUGCGGCAGCGGCUCGAGGAGAAGAACCGGAUGAUCGAGAAGAAGACGCAGGCGGCGAUGCAGGCGCAACAGGAGCGCAAUCGCAUGAACACCGAGCUGACCGAAAUCAAGGAUCACAUGGACAUCAAGGAUCGCAAGAUCAACGUUCUGCAGCGCAAGAUCGAGAAUUUGGAGGACCUGCUGAAAGAGAAAGACAAUCAGGUCGACAUGGCCAGAGCCAGGCUGACGGCGAUGCAGGCGCAUCAUUGCAGUAGCGAAGGUGCACUUAGUAGUCUCGAGGAGGCGAUUGGGGAUAAAGAGAAGCAAAUGGCACAAUUACGCGAGCAAAGGGACCGGGCCGAGCAGGAGAAACAGGAGGAGAGGGAAUUGCACGAGAGGGAGAUCGCCGAAUACAAAAUGAAGCUACAUACAUUGGAGUCCGAGGUCGAGAAAUUGGGCGCACGUUUGGAGCGAGCGCAGGCGGAGAAAGACCGGCUGGAGGCGAAGCUCGAGAGCUCGCAAUCCGAGCUCGGCAAGAGCAAGGCUGAGCUGGACAAGGCCGCCUCCGAGGUCGGACGUAGCGGCGCCGACUGGGAGGCGGCGAAGCAGCGGCUAGCCAGGCUGGAACUGGAGAACGAAAGACUGCGGCACGACAUGGAGCGGUCGCAGGGCUACGGCAGAAGCACGCUGAACUCGUCUCAGGAGAUGGAGCGCGUUCAGGAACGGGCCGACAAGACGGCCGGAGAGUUGAGGAGGGCCCAGGCCGAGCUGAGGGUCACGCAAGCGGACAAUGAGAGGGCACGUGCCGAGGCCGCGUCCCUCCAAGAGAAGGUGGAGAAGAGUCAAGGCGAGGUGUACAGGCUCAAGGCCAGGCUCGAAAAUGCUCAAGGCGAACAGGAGAGCCUGCGGGAAGAGUACGAUCGGGCACAGGCGUCCGUGGCCCGUCUUCACUCUGAGAGGGACAAGGCGGUCAGCGAGCUCGAGAAAUCGCAAGAGGAGCUUGAACGCACGCAGGCCACCCUCGGCAAGGCGCAACUUCAGCAGGACAAGCUGCAGAAUCUGUUGGACAAGACGCAGAGCGAGGUCGACAAGCUGCAGGAGAAGCUCGAUAAAACGCAGACGGAAGUUCGUAGAAUGCAAAUGGAAAAAGAAAAGCAGAACUACGACUUCGAUAAUCUGCAGAGCCAGCUUGACAAAGCGUUAGGACAGUCAACGAGAAUGCAGAAGGAGCGCGAGGCGAUUCAGCUUGAUGUGGAUCGACUGCAGGACAAGUAUGAGAAAGCUCAGGUCAUAAUGCAACGACUGCAGAAGGAACGAGAUAGCUUCCAGGAAGAGAUGGAGAAGAUGCACGAGAGGAUAGAAUUCCAGCAAAAUCAAAUAGCCAAGAUGCAACGCGAAAAGGAGAAUGUACUCUCAGAACUCGACUUGGUCAAGGAGAGAUGGGAGAAGGCGCACAAUACUCAUCAGAAAUUAACGUUGGAACGAGACGACGCGUUGACCGAAAUCCAGAUCUUAAAGGAGAAACUGGAGAAGGCACAGUAUACUAUGAACAAGGCUCAGGAGGAGCGAGAGAACGCCACCAAGGAAUUCGAAAAGAUGUUGGAAAAAUAUGAUAGGUCACAGAGCGAGGUGUACCGUCUGCAGAACCGCCUUGAUGUUAUGGAGGCGGACAAGGACCGGCUCGAGUUGGAGACGGAGAAGCAGCAGAUGUUGGCGACCAAGUCACGCGAGGAAUCGCGUAAGGCACAGGAGGAAUUGGCUCGGGUGCAGGAAAUGUAUGAUCGCGCAGCGCUGCAGCUCGGUCGCACGAAAGAGCACGAGGAGAAAUCAAAGGAGAACAUCGAUCGGCUGAGCGUCGAUCUAGAGAUGGUGCGCGAGCGCUACGAGAAGUCGCAGAUCGAGCUGCGACGAUUGCAGAACGAGCGCGAGAAGCUGGUGGCCGACAACGAGCGCAUCAGCUUCGAGCUGGAGCGCGCGCAUUCCCAGCUCAACAAGGCGCAGGCGGCGACGGAGAAGACGCAGGAGGAGCUCGCGCGUAUGCAGCUCGAGAUCGAGAAGAUGUACGAGAAGCACGAUCGUCAGCAGGCGGAGGUGAGGAAGGCGCAGGGCGAGGCGGAACGACUGCGCACUGAGGCGGAGAGCGCGCGCGAGGAGGCCGAGAGGUAUGCAACACGUUUCGGCAAGUACCAGGAGAGCCAGGAGCGACACAAGGAGGAGCACGAGUGGGCGAAGCUGGAGGUGGAGCGGCUACGCGACCGUCUGGAGAAGGCGCAGGCAGAACUCGAACGCGCGCGGAAAGCUGAGCAGGACGCCUCGAGGCUGCGCGCCGAUCUGGAGCGUGCGGAAGGCGUGCGAGGUAAAUACCAGUACGAGCAAGAGAAGUGGCAGAGCGAGGGUAGUAGGCUACAGCAGGAGGUGGAAAAGCUACGCGAGCGGUUGGAAGGCCGCGAAACAGAGCUGAAGAGGACGCAGUCGAACCACGCCGAGCUCGAGGCGAAGCUGCAUGAGGCGCAGCUUCAGCUCGAGCGGGCGCGCGAUGACACCGGCAAGGCUACGGCGCAGCACGAACGCAAUCGUUCGGAAAUCGAGCGUGCGCGAAUAGAGGCCGAGAAGAUACGAGAUCGGCACGACAAGGUGAAGAUGCGGGCUGACGCGCUCGAAGCGGACAACGAGAAGUUGCGCGUCGAGAUUGUGCGGCUGGAACGACUGAUGCAGACCGAGGGUAAGACGAGAUCCGAGAGCGCGAGUAUUGAGGUAGAGCGUCUACGAGCUAGCCUGGACAAGGCGAUCGUGGCGCGUGAUCAGGUCGAACUUGAGGCCGGCAGGCUCGCGAAGGAACUGGAGAAAGCGCAUCUGCAGACCUCCAAAUAUCAGGAAGCUACCGAGGCCACUAAGAAGGAGCUCGAGCGUCUCGCCGCAGAUGUGCAGCUACUGCGGGACGAACGCGAUGCGAUGCGCCAGGAGCUGCGUCGCGUGCAACAGCAACAGCAGCAGCAGCAGCAACAGCAGCAGCUUGCCGGCAACGAGGAACUUGCCCGAAUGCAGUACGAGCUGCAGCUGGCGCAACGCGAACGCGACAAGAUGGCAGCGAUUCUGGAGAACCGGGAAAAGCACUCGGAAAAGAUGAAGGAGAAGUUGGAGGCAGAUUCGAAGCAGUUACAGGUGGAGCGCGAUCAGCUGGUUAUACAGCUGGAGAAGUCGCAGGAAAUGCUGGUCAACUUCCAGCAGGAGCUUAGCGCGAACGAGGCCGAGCUCGAGCGUCAGCGCGAGGAGGCCCGCCGUCUCCAACAGCGGGCCCACGCGCAGACACCCGAUCGCGCUGCCAAGGAGGCGCUUGACGCGCAAAUGCGCGAGGUGCAACGGCUGCAGCAGCAGGUACAGAACUUGCAGCAGACGCAGCAGAAGGAGCGACAGCGCGCCGAGCAGGCGGAGAAGCGGGUGCAGGAGCUGCAGAAGCAGCUGGCGUCACGCGGCACCGAGACCGCCCAAUCCGACGCGGCUCAGCUUGAGCAGUGGCGGAAACUGUGCGAGACGGAGCGGCAGCGGGCGGACACUGCCGAGCGCGAGGCCGGCGACCUGCAGAAGCGGAUACAGACGACGGAACGGCAACUGCACGCGCAUCAACAGCAGAUCCAACAGAUGCAGGCCACCAUGCAGCAACAGCAACAACAGUUGCAGCAGCAGCAGCAGCAGCAGCCCGUACAGCAGAACGGACAGGAGGUCGCCAGGCUGAGAAAGGAGCUGGAACGCGCGCACGAGGAGAUUAAGCAGGCGACCGUGGAGCGCGAGCGGUUCCAGGCGCAGCUCGAGAUGCUGUGCCAGGAACUGGAGAAGAAUCAGGUGGACUUGCACGAGGCGAACAAGAAACUCCAAGCUGGCGCCGCGAAAGCUGGCGCCGACACUAUUCAAGAGAGGAAACAGAUCGAGGAACAGAGACGACAAUUGGACGAGCAGAGAAGACAAAUGGACGAACGAGCGAAGGCCGUAGAUCAGAAAGCUAGGACGACGGAAGAAAAGGAGAGGACGCUCCAAAAUCUCGACCAAGACUUGAAGAAGAGAAAGGCGAGAAUGGACCAACUGGAGCAACAGUUACAAAAGAGUGGUGGAGCGCCGGACAAGAGAUUAGCGGAAAUGCAAAAGGCGCUCGAGACUGCCGAGAAGGAAUUGGAAAAGGCGAAGGAGGAAUCGGGCAGGAGCGCCGCCGAGACCGAGAGGCUAUUGCAGCUCGUGCAGAUGACACAAGAGGAGCAAAACUCUAAGGAGAAACAGAUUAGAGAUCUUCAAGAUGCACUCAAAACCGCACAAGCCAAGUUGAAACAAGCUACAACUGCACAGCAAGAGGCGGGACCCGCCGGAUUCCUAAAAAGCUUGUUCUAAGGUCGAUUUUCGUUGGGGACGCCUUCUCCGUUCUUUUUAGUACAAUUUGCAUAUUAUAAGCGAGACUUUAUGAGUAUAGACGUAUACACGAGGGACUUAAACGAAGGAUUGAUGUCGAUCCGCCAAUGGACAAAGCCCAUGUCGAGACAUAUAAUUAUUUUACGUAAAAACGCUGCGACCAUUGUUAACGUAUUUAAUAAUUAUAGCGGAGGGAUAAUAACGAUAAUAACACAACAAUAACUUGAUAUAUAAAUACAAA